AUGAAGUUUUCACAUUUGACCCGGAGCGUGUUUCGCGCAAUUCUCGCCAAUAAACCAUAUGCCAUUCGAGACUGUCAAAGGGUCGUUGGAAGGAGAACACUUUCUCAGUACACCCGCACCUCCUACCAACUCCACCAAAGGCGUCAUCUCUUCGGUCUGAACUUUGGUGGUGCUCGACAAGGCUUCCAGGAUGCUAGAGCCACGCCCGCCAACAUCGAACUUGCGCUGAGCAAGUUGGUUGAUCUCGUUAGGGCGAGAAGGAGCCAGUCUCGAUUUCCUCCAGAUAGCGAGAUCGCCGAUGCUCUCAGGUUCCUCUUCACUUCACGAAUUGAGACGCCCCGUCGCCUAACGAGAAAUGAGGUAUUCCUGGCCACUGAGGCUUUCAAGCAUUUACAAGAGCGCGGGCACAUUUUGAAAGAGGAUACCAAGACAAGCCUGUCAGAAGAGGAUCUUGACAAUAUCUUGCUGGCAUUAGCAUCUGCUACAGGUCAUGAUCGAUUUCGGACGGAUGCCCGUAUUCUAGCAACAUUGGUCUUCGAUGCACUCAAAGAUCGGCCGGGGGCUGCAGAGGAUCUCAAGAUCCCUGUCCAACCGCAUGGACAUCACCGGGCUCAAGGUUCACUAUUGUUGACCUACAUUACCGUGCUUUCCAAAACAGGAUCAGCUCAGGACGCUCUGGAACUCCUUCGCAAAUCUCCCAACAGCUCCGAGACAGCCAGCUUCCCACUGUGGAUUGCUGUUUUGCGAGGUUUGGCGAAUGAAGGGCGAAUGCCAGAGUUUUGGAAGCUCAUUCAAGAGGUGCAGAAAACCGUCGGGCCUCUAGAUGCUGUCUCUCAAGAAAUAUUGAUUACUUAUUUUGCGCAGCAUGACGAGAUCUCUACUUUGAAAAAGGUCUUCUCCUUGCCUUUAGCGGAAGGCCAGGUGCCGACAACGCCGACAUUAGUCAAAGUUGUGGACUGUGCGAUGCAGAAUGGAGAACUGGAAUGGGGCGCAAAAGCGGUGCACCAACUGCAGCAGCGGACCGAUUCAGGCGAUAUGGCAGGGACUUUACUUCUCUGGCAUGCCACGCACGAUCCAGAUGUCAAUCACAUACGGCAAAUGAUUCAACAGCUCUUGGAACGGGGGGUCACUGACGCAGUAUCUAUGAAAAGCUUGAAUCGUGUUAUCGAGUACGCCUAUUCGCAAAAUAACCCUGAGACGGCCACACGCUACCUGGACCUGGCCGAAUCUCUUGGCCUUCAUCCGGAUGCUCGAACUCGAGCCUUGCAGUUAAAUUACGAACUGAAGCGCGGAGAUCGUGCAGCUGCAGCCCAGGCAUACGAGCUCCUCUCCAGAGAAGAUAUACCAGUCGACAGGUCGGACGUACCCAUUUUGAACCACUACAUUGCUGCGUUGUCCUUUUCUGCGGAUCCUGAAUACAUCCACCUCAUGCAAGUCGUCGACCAUCUCCUCGAAAGUGGGGCCGAGCUGGAGGCUGAAGCUAUCGCGGGUCUGUGCCACGUCUUCCUUCAAAAAGACGAAUUAGAAGAAGCGACGGGUCUGCUCCGCCAUAGGGUCGACUCCUACCCCAUGGAUGACCGAGCUCGAAUAGCAGCGGUCUUCCGUCAAUUCAUCAUCGACUCGACUGUUAAGGAUCAACGCGCCUACAAUGCCUAUGAACUGUUCCGUCAUGCGUUCCCUGAAGCACCGGUACGAGACCGCAUUACCUUGAUGCAGUCGUUCUUCGAUCGAAGUCGUCCUGACUUGGCUUGCCUCGUUUUUGGCCAUAUGCGGCAGCGUGAAGAUGUCGAAGCUCGUCCCACGCCUGAGGCAUACGCAAAAUGCUUUGAGGGUAUUGCCAAAUGUAAAGAUAUCGAUGGCUUGCAGAUGGUCUACAACAUGCUCAAAUUGGAUUUGGAAGUCGAGCAGACUACACGCAUCCACAAUGGUCUCAUGGCAGCAUACACGGAGUGUCAACAACCAUUCGUCGCGAUCAUCGACCAUUUUUGGAAAAUCAUGGAAUCGCGCGAGGGGCCUACAUUGAGUUCUUUUAUCCUUGCUCUGCGGGCGUGUGAGAGGUGGAUACCACAGGGCGGACACGAGGCAAGACGCAUUAUGGCGUUGAUGCAGAGCUUCGACCUCGUCAUCACAAAAGAAGUCUAUGAUGCCUAUAUUGGCGCCCUUGCUGGACAGUCCGAAUUCGAAAAUGUCGUGGAAUUGAUUGAGGUGAUGGAACGCGAUAUAGGCGAGCCGCCUGACGCAGUCACCAUUGGCACAUUUUAUAACGCAAUACCUUGGCAGUAUCGCAAGGAUGAGGUGGAGAAGUGGGCAAAGAAGGCUUAUCCAGACCUCUGGGCCGAGUUGGAAAGUUUUGGCGAUGUCAUUGAUGAAGAGUGGGAGAUCAGGUAUUUCAAGAUUGAUCGCUCGGUCGAUGUGGACGACGAUCUGUUGUUUCAGAAGGGCGAGUACCAUCCUGUCAUUGCACAAGAGAGUCAAGCGAUGUUGGAACAUCCAUUGAACUGA
This is a messenger RNA of Fonsecaea multimorphosa CBS 102226, 2502 nucleotides long. RefSeq lists its product as uncharacterized. Bases 1 to 2502 code for a protein of 833 amino acids. The transcript has a single exon. Gene Ontology annotation, molecular function: protein binding. Lineage: Eukaryota; Fungi; Ascomycota; Eurotiomycetes; Chaetothyriales; Herpotrichiellaceae. The record is from RefSeq and is a predicted model, not a curated record.